Eutrema salsugineum is the source of this 1340-nucleotide messenger RNA. RefSeq names its product protein POLYCHOME. Gene Ontology annotation, cellular component: nucleus. Gene Ontology annotation, biological process: negative regulation of ubiquitin protein ligase activity; regulation of nuclear division. The transcript has 3 exons. The coding region runs from base 122 to 868 and encodes 248 amino acids. NCBI's taxonomy places the organism in Eukaryota, Viridiplantae, Streptophyta, Magnoliopsida, Brassicales, Brassicaceae. The record is from RefSeq and is a predicted model, not a curated record.
AUCGUCUCUCUCUCAGAAAAGCUUUUCUCUCCUUUACCACUUUGUCCCCUCGCUUUACUGUUCGCAAGCCCGUUUGGAGCUGUCACGAAGGAACCUAAUUGAAGAUUCAUAGAUAAUCACAAUGCCAGAAGCAAGAGACCGAAUAGAGAGGCCAGUGGAUUACCCAGCCGCAUUUCUCAGCAGACGCUCGAAUGGAAUUUUACAUGACGACCCGGUGACACAGCACAGUUUGUUUGGGUCUCCGGUUCAGAGAGUGCCAUCGGAACCUGUGAUUGGAAGAGGUGGGCUUGUGAGGGGAAAUUUCGGUAUUCGGCGGACUGGUGGUGGUAGAAGAGGCCAAACUCAAUUUAGAUCGCCACAGGGACGAGAGAACAUGAGCUUGGGUGUUGCAAGGCGUGGAAGGGCUCGUGCUUCAACUUCUGUCUUGCCUUCUUGGUAUCCUCGAACGCCCCUCCGUGAUGUUUCUGGCGUCGUUAGGGCUAUUGAGAGAAGGAGAGCUCGUAUGGGAGAAGGCGUUGGCCGAGAUAUUGAGACCCCAACUCCACAACAGCUUGGGGUUCUUGAUUCUCUAGUACCACUGUCAGGUGCUCAGCUCGAGCACAACUAUUCCAUGGUCACUCCUGGUCCAUCUGUUGGAUUCAAGCGUCCUUGGCCACCCUCAGCUGCUAAAGUCCAUAAGAUUCUGCUCGACAUCACAAGAGAAAACACAGGGGAAGAAGAAUCCCUCACUCCACAGAAGAAGCUCCUCAACUCUAUUGACAAAGUGGAGAAGGUUGUGAUGGAAGAGAUUCAGAAAAUGAAAAGCACUCCUAGUGCGAAGAGAGCAGAAAGGGAGAAAAGGGUCCGGACGUUAAUGUCAAUGCGAUGAUUUCCACUUUUCACACUCAGAAAAGAAGCUGUGACGUUAGAAGGAGACCAUAGGAAUCAGGGAAUAAAGGUGUGCCUGCACAGUGAGUACAUCAUCUUCUGAUGAUAUCAAAGAGGGAGAAGUGGAUCAUCUGCUGGUGAUAUCUUCAUGAGUGUGUAGAUUUGUUAAGACUUUUGGGUAUCAUUCUCUGAUGAUAUUACUAGAAUGGUGGUCAAUCAUUUCUCUGAUGAUAUACAGUAGGAAGAUUCUAUCAUUUGUCUGAUGAUAAAACAUAGUAAGAGAUUCAUCUUCUGAUGAUAUAUCAUAGGAGGGGAUAACUAGUAGAUAGUUUUGGCUUUAGAUCGCUCACGGAUUUUAUGUUUGGAACCUUUUUCUUUAGACUCUGUAUUUUCCAUGCAUAGAGAUUUCUGAUGAUAUCUUCUUGCUUCAGGAUACUGAAUUGUUAAAACAGAUUGUACAGAAGUUUCCAACG